Messenger RNA from Passer montanus (Eurasian tree sparrow), 1179 nucleotides. RefSeq names its product RCC1 and BTB domain-containing protein 1-like. Gene Ontology annotation, molecular function: protein binding. Lineage: Eukaryota; Metazoa; Chordata; Aves; Passeriformes; Passeridae. The transcript is spliced from 4 exons. Bases 1 to 387 code for a protein of 128 amino acids. The record is from RefSeq and is a predicted model, not a curated record.
AUGCAGUUUCUGGGGGUGAUUCAUGCCCAGCCCACAGCGCGCUACCCUGUGUAUCGUGCCUUUCUGGAGUACUUGUACACGGACAGCGUUGACCUCCCGCCUGAAGAUGCAAUAGGGCUUUUGGAUUUGGCUACUUCAUACUGUGAAAACAGACUGAAAAAACUGUGUCAGCACAUUAUCAAGAGAGGAAUUACUGUGGAAAAUGCAUUUUCAUUGCUCUCUGCUGCUGUCAGAUAUGAUGCAGAGGACUUAGAGGAAUUCUGCUUUAAGUUUUGUGUCAAUCAUUUGACAGAAGUGACACAAACUACAGCAUUUUGGCAAAUGGAUGGUCCCCUGCUAAAGGAAUUUAUUGCUAAAGCCAGUAAGUGUGGAGCCUUUAAGAACUGAAAAAAUGAGGCCGUAAGUCAAGGUGUUUGUGGGGUUCAUUUUCCAGCUACAAGGUAACUGUGUGGGUCCAGGCAAGUGUUAGGUGGGCUCUUCCACCACAGAACCUGAAAGGCCACAGCGAAAACAAAUGUUUUCAGUGCUCAAGAGUGAACUGUUGUAAAAAUGUCAAGCAAAAUACUCACUUGCAUUUAACAAACCUGGAUGGUGGACGCAGCUCAAGAUUUCAGGCAGAGAGGAAUCGCUGCAGUGUGCAAAGGAUUCCGGCCGGUGUUCCAGACUUGCCUUUCCAGCCUAGGAAAUCUCUGUUCUAGCACGGCCUGCUAUUUCCAAUUUACUGUUUGGGGUUGGAAAAUGGUCUGACCAGAGCCACUGAAUGAUGUCACUUAAAUCAUUAACUCCCUGGGAUUAUAGAGAAGCAAAUGGCGUGGUUCUCUCUUCCUGCAUUUGCAUGAUUGUGAAUGAAUUGGCCAUUUGCUGUGUGUAAUUAACCAAGUGUAUCCAGUGCUUCAAGUGUGCAAAAAUAAUUUAUCUUCAAAGCCUACGCAAGUGACUUCGGAGAAAGGAGUUACUAGGAGAACUAAUUUGGAGUAAAUCUCUAUAUUUGGGUAUAUUUUAAUAUAAGUUGUAAUGUGUACUUUGUGUAAUCUGUUCAAGCAAUAUUUAUAAUACUUAAUGGAAAUAAUUCCGCUCUUCAGUGACUUCAGAUUAUGUUGGUCCCUCAGAGGGGGAAGGGAAAGCAGGGUGGGAUUUUGCUUUUAAUUAUUGUCUAAAUUUAAACUACAUGUAAUAAAG